Molecule: messenger RNA, 1789 nt
Organism: Xenopus laevis (African clawed frog)
Lineage: Eukaryota; Metazoa; Chordata; Amphibia; Anura; Pipidae
Gene: hagh.S
Product: hydroxyacylglutathione hydrolase S homeolog
Exons: 9
Coding region: 367-1149 (260 amino acids)
Biological process (GO): glutathione metabolic process; methylglyoxal catabolic process
Cellular component (GO): cytoplasm; mitochondrion; mitochondrial matrix
Molecular function (GO): hydroxyacylglutathione hydrolase activity
Source: RefSeq, a predicted model, not a curated record
AACAUUGUGAUGCAGUCAGGGUUGUCACCUGAGCUUCCCUUUACUAUACAAAGUGUUGGGAUAAGAAGGUGUGGUACAGUCCCUUUACAAAUGCCAAGUCAGUGGAAAAACCAGCUCAGGUGAGGGGAUCUCGUAGCGAAUGCUGCCUGCCACUUACAUGAUAUUUGUUUGAAAACAACACCGUCUUGCCUUACAUAGAUUAAUAUCGACCGCAGCUUCGCGUUACGGAACCACUAGCGCGUGCAAGUCAGCAUAUGCCCCAGGGAUACUUUCUAAGUCAUCUGCUCAGCCUAUUUAGGGAACAGUGCCCUGCAGAAUCAAACGCCCUUCGAGCUCAGAAACUCCAAAGUGGUCGCUCAGUCCACCAUGAAGAUCGAGCUGCUUCCGGCCCUCACCGACAACUACAUGUACCUGCUCAUCGACGAGGAGAGCAAAGAGGCAGCUAUUGUGGAUCCCGUGCAGCCCCAAAAGGUUGUGGAUGCAGUGAAGAAACAUGGAGUUAAACUGACCACUGUCCUCACCACACACCACCACUGGGAUCACGCUGGUGGAAAUGUGAAACUUGUGAAGAUGGUGUCUGGGUUAAAAGUAUACGGAGGGGACAGCAGAGUUGGGGCACUAACACGGAAAGUAUCCCAUCUAACCACGUUCCAGGUGGGGUCACUCCAUGUGAAAUGUCUCUAUACCCCUUGUCACACAUCAGGGCACAUCUGCUACUAUGUCACAAAGCCAAACAGCACAGAGCCACCCGCAGUGUUCACAGGUGAUACCCUCUUUGUGGCAGGGUGUGGGAAGUUCUUCGAAGGGACGGCAGAGGAGAUGUACGCAGCUUUGAUUGAGGUCUUAGGCCGCCUCCCACCUGAAACGCGAGUCUACUGCGGGCACGAGUACACCAUCAACAAUCUCAAAUUUGCUCGGCACGUGGAACCAAACAAUGAGGCAAUAAAACAAAAGUUGGCUUGGGCAAAGGAGACUUACUACAACGGAGAACCUACUAUCCCUUCUACUCUUGCUGAAGAAUUUACAUUUAAUCCUUUUAUGAGAGUGAGAGAGAAGUCCGUGCAGGAACACGCUAGGGAACAAGACCCCAUCUCUACAAUGGGAGCAAUCCGUAAGGAAAAGGAUAAUUUCAAGGUGCCAAAAGACUGAACCCCCCCCAGAAUUUGUUUAUGCUUUUUCUGUUUCCAACACCAGCUCCCCCCCCCCCCUCUUUAUUAUUUUGUGGGAGGAUGAUCCUUUCUAGCACUAAUUAUUUUGUUAUAAUCCUCCCUUUUAGAACAUUUAUUUUGCUUUUGUUAUUGAGGUACAAAAGCAUUGGCAGAACAUCGGUUGGCCAACUGGGCAGAUUCCUGGCCUGUGUAUUUGGUGAGACUGUUCUCCUUCCCUGUGUGAUACUCAUUUAGUGACUCAGAUAUUAUACAGGGUGGGUGGGGGGAUCCAGAUAUUGAGGGACUGCACAGGUCAGUUUCUGAUUGGUCUGCAUGGAUCCCAGUAGACAGGCCACUGUGGUGCCAUUUUUGCCCCAAGGGCUAAGCACACGGCAAUAUUGGUCCCACCAAAGGCUGGUUAUAUUGGACAAGUCCCAAACAAGCAAAUAAUGUGCGUAUGGCAGCUUUAGUGCACACUUCUUCUAUAUCAAUCAGACCAAACCAUCAUGAGAGCUACUUGCGGUAAUGUCCUUCCAAUCACGGCUCAGCUUGACCUAAAUGACCACGAGUUUGCUCCACCUGAUACAGGACUGAAUUGGCUGACGCUUGUUGUUCAUGUGACCAAGUUGUACUGAACCCUU